Harpegnathos saltator (Jerdon's jumping ant) is the source of this 2509-nucleotide messenger RNA. Its product is annotated as GTP-binding protein Di-Ras2. The transcript is spliced from 4 exons. The record is from RefSeq and is a predicted model, not a curated record. Lineage: Eukaryota; Metazoa; Arthropoda; Insecta; Hymenoptera; Formicidae. Gene Ontology annotation, cellular component: membrane. The coding region runs from base 1134 to 1724 and encodes 196 amino acids. Gene Ontology annotation, molecular function: GTP binding; GTPase activity. Gene Ontology annotation, biological process: signal transduction.
CGUCUACAACAAAUUAAUUCCGCCGAAGUUGCAAGAUUUUCCACCUCCGAUGCGCGAGCGAGGUGCACGAUCGUCUAGCUACGCUACUGCGUGGUGACACGCGCGCACACCUUCACACGGAAGCGCUAUUGAUUUUCCGCGGUGCUUUCCACAGCGGUGUGCACGUUGCACGCGACGUACGUACACAUACACACGCACACACAGCCCCAACGGCGCGCGCUUCGUUUGCAUUUCGAGUGAUCGUCCAAGUUCGCGCGAGCGAGCGGAGAGACAAAGCGGCAAAAAAAAAAAAAAAAAAGGUGUCGAGACGACGUACUCGGCGAAAGAGCACACGAGAGACUCCCGAUUCAACGCAGUCGUGUUAAUCGCGGGAAACCGGCCGCGGCUUUGCUGAUCGACGGUGUGAAGCGGUAAAAGAAAAGACCAAGAGAAAAGGAGAGAAGAACCGAGGGUAUCAGUGGUGCAAAUUGAGGAAUCGCGCACCGGUUACGCGACCUGUGCGCGUUAUCAUCGCUGCGAAGUUAGCCGCGAGCGAGCGUCAGCGACGACGACGACGACGGGCGGGCGGGCGGACGGGCCGGACUUCAGGGGGUUGUGACGGCGCGCAGCGCUCUCCGCCGCGUUCGGCACAAGCGUAAAGACGACGGGACGUCGCGUCGGUGCGUUGUCCGUGUGCAGCGCACUCGCCGGGGUGGCGAACGUACGCACUCACGGGACGAACGAACGUACAUACGCACGCACGUAAGCAAGCGAGCAAGCACGUUCGAACGAACGAACGAACGAACGAACACGGGACGACCGGGCGGCCGCGAGCGCACGUAACGCGACCGAGUGUUAUAUAUUUGCGAAGCGAGUGUGACACGACGACGACGACGACGACGGCCGCGAGGAGAAGCGAUCGCCGCCGCCUUCUCCGUCGUCCAAUUGCCCGUUGACCCCGUGCUCUGUGGAGAGCGCGAUCCGGCGUGAACAGCGCUCGUCCAGGAUCGAGAAGACAGAACGGAAGAGAGAAGAGGAGAGAGAGAGAGAGACCACCGGAGGAGCCAAGACCUCGACGUAUCCGUCGCUCUCUGCAGGAGCAGCAGGGACCCCGAGCGCCGGGGGUUUACGUCGCCGGGACGGCAGAUGUCAGGAUGCCGGAGCAGAGCAACGACUAUCGCGUGGUCGUGUUCGGGGCGGGCGGCGUCGGCAAGAGUUCCCUCGUGCUGCGUUUCGUGAAAGGAUCCUUCCGCGAGUCCUACAUACCGACCAUCGAGGACACUUACAGACAGGUGAUAAGUUGCGACAAAAACAUAUGCACACUUCAAAUUACGGACACAACGGGGUCCCAUCAGUUUCCCGCUAUGCAGCGGCUCUCCAUAAGCAAAGGUCACGCCUUCAUCUUGGUGUACUCGGUGUGCUCCCGGCAAAGUCUCGAGGAGCUGCGACCGAUCUGGGCCGUGAUAAGGGAACUGAAGGGCCAGGAUAUCUCGCAGAUACCCAUAAUGCUGGUCGGGAACAAAUGCGACGAGAGCCCGUCCGUGCGCGAGGUGUCGAUGAGCGAAGGCGCGGCCGAGGCGGCUAACUGGGGCUGCGGCUUCCUGGAGACCUCGGCCAAGACGAACCACAACGUGGACACCUUGUUCCGGGACCUGCUCACCCUCGAGAAGAACCGUUCGGUGUCGUUACAGCCGGUGCAGAGCAACAACGCGAUAAGACUCAAGGAGAAGUGCGUCGUCAUGUAAUCCGUACACGCACCGGCUCGCCGAGCCGCGCCAUGUGCGCGCGUAUCGCGGAGAAAGGGGCGGAGAAUCGGCGGCGGCGGCGGCUUACUUCCGGCCUCUGAGCCUCUGACGCGGCUCCUCGUACUCGUCCUCGUGAGAGGAUGCCGCGCGGGUUCUCGGCGAUCGGCGAGACGAGCCCGUGAGGUUUCACCGGCGACGGGCUCGCUGUUCGAGUCCCGAAGGAGCUUCCGUUUGACCGUUCGGAAACGGCCCUUCUUCUUCGGCCCUUCGCAUAGGGCUCCGUGGUACGCUCCGAGGCUCAGCACGAAUUGCGUCCACGCGCGGCCCGCGCCAAGAGCGACGGCGGCGGCGGCGGCGGCAGCGGCGGCGGCAGCGGCAGCAGCCUAACGGAGAGCGACUUCUUCCCCCGGCCGUCCCGACGAACGGGACGGCAACUGGUGAUCCGGACGUGCGCGUCGCUCGUCGACGGCGCGACACCCCGAGCGACCCUUGUCUUCAGUUUCACCUUAAACGCAAGUAGAACCGCUCUCUCGACGCGUUCGAUUUCUCUCUGUGCGCUGAGACCAAGUAGAAAACACCACGCUCUCGUGAGUUCCCGCUCUUGUUUCUUGACUCCGCCGUGCGUGGAACCGUCCGCGGUAAUCUCGAGGCGGCGAGGCGACGAGCGAAAGUCGGCGAGAUGGCGAACGCUACGACCACCACUGCGUCUCACCACUACCAUCAUCAUCAUCAUCAUCAUCAUCGUCAUCGUCGUCAUCAUCAUCAUCAUCAUCAUCAUCAUCAUC